Messenger RNA from Lacerta agilis (Sand lizard), 2825 nucleotides. RefSeq names its product probable glutamate receptor. Gene Ontology annotation, molecular function: AMPA glutamate receptor activity; transmitter-gated monoatomic ion channel activity involved in regulation of postsynaptic membrane potential. NCBI's taxonomy places the organism in Eukaryota, Metazoa, Chordata, Lepidosauria, Squamata, Lacertidae. The coding region runs from base 74 to 1528 and encodes 484 amino acids. The transcript has 10 exons. The record is from RefSeq and is a predicted model, not a curated record. Gene Ontology annotation, cellular component: postsynaptic membrane; dendritic spine; plasma membrane. Gene Ontology annotation, biological process: synaptic transmission, glutamatergic; modulation of chemical synaptic transmission; monoatomic ion transport.
AAUUGCAACAGCCUGAUUUGCAUUUUGCUGUCAACAGAGGCUUCCCCCGAUCAGUAGCGGCGAAGUUGAGCUGAUGGACAAAACUCUCCGAGUCGCCGUUGGCGUGUGCACCACUCUGCUUUUGCUGGGAAAACCGAACUGGAUAGGUGCUGCGGAGGAUGGGGAUUCCGUCAGCAGGGACUCCGCCUCUGCUGGGGAAGGAGGGAAGGACAUCCCAAUGUUCUAUGUCACAACCAUCCUGGAAAAGCCUUAUGUGAUGGCCAAAGGCGCAGAGCUCGAGGGCUACUGCAUCGACCUGCUGGAGAAGCUCUCCAGAAUGCUACACUUCAAGUACAAGGUGGGCAUCGUCAAGGACGGGAGGUAUGGAGCGCUGAGUUCCGGAGGAAACUGGUCCGGGAUGAUCGGAGAGAUUGUGAGGAAGGAAGCCGACCUGGCGGUUGCUCCGUUGACCAUCACAUCGGUGAGGGAGGAUGUCGUUGACUUCACCCAACCUUUCCUGCACACAGGAAUCGGGAUCUUGCUUGAGAAGGACACUUCCUUCGAGGAGGCUUCCCUCUUCCAUUUCAUGACCCCCUUCAGCAAGGAGACCUGGUGUGGCGUCCUGGUGGCUUACGUGUUCUCUAGCCUUUGCUUGUUCCUCGCUGCCAGAAUGAGCCCUUGCGAAUGGGAUGGAAACGAAGAGACCAGCUUCACGCUCAUGAACAGCCUGUGGUUUGGAGUGGGGGCGUUCACCUUGCAAGGUACCGUGCCCCGACCCAAGUCUCUCUCCGUACGGAUAAUUUCUGCCAUCUGGUGGCUGUUCAGCAUAGUGCUACUGACCGCGUACAUCGCUGGCUUCAGCUUUGUUUUGGAGUCGGGCUCUGAGCAGAUCUCCAUCCAGACCUUUGAAGACCUGGUGAAGCAAGGGAAGCUGGAGUUUGGGACCAUGGAAAGCUCUUCCACACUCCAGUAUUUCAAGAACUCCAAGAACCCGAUCCAGCAGUUGGUCUAUGAGUCCAUGAACAAGAAGAAGGACACUGUUUUUGCAAAGAGCUACGAGGAGGCAAUUCAGCGCGUGCUGGAUUCAAAUUAUGCUUUCAUCGGAGAGUCCAUCUCUCAAGACCUUGCUGUUGCCCAGCACUGCAACCUGAUCCGCUCUCCAGAGGUCAUAGGGGCAAGGGGGUUUGGCAUCGCCACACCAAAAGGAUCCCCCUGGACUAACGAACUGUCCGUGGCCAUCUUGAAGCUCGGAGAAUCUGGCGAUCUAGACUACCUCAAGAGCAAGUGGUGGGAGAGCAGCUGCUCCGACGUAGAUCACGACAAGUGGAGCCCGCUGAAGCCUCAAGCGCUGGGUGGGAUCUUCCUCAUCCUUGCCCUGGGCCUUGCCUUGGGAAUGGUCAUCGCUGUGGUUGAGCUAUCCAAAAAAAGCCGGCACACUGCAGAUCAGGAGAAGAAAUCUUGCUGCGCCGUGUUCACCAAGGAGCUGAGCCAACGCUUCCGGCCGAGAGAAGGGACGCCGCAAGAGAGUGCAGGGAAAUCGAAGCCAUGAGUCAACGUAGGAAAAGCAAAAGGCCAAACCUUAAUGAACUUCUCCCCUUUUUUAAAAGCAACUCUGCUAUGCCUUACUUAGUGGCGCUCGCUUGAGAGCUCUUCCUAACAAUAGAGGGGGUGUCUGGCUAAAAUCUAGCGUAGGUUCUCUGUAAUAACACAAAACCCUCUCCCCAUAUGUAACGUUGCAAACCGCAGGUGACUGUACCAGUUUGUUCGGGGGCUUGCUAGCGCCUGGGUCCUGGGUGUUUUUAACAUUUUACCGGUGUCUGUAAACCACAGCCUUGGCAGGAUAACCAAUGCUGAUAGCAGUUGUUGGAAGAACCUUAGUGAAAGCUAUGCAAAUAAUUCGUUCAGAAGUCUAAGGAGAAGCAGCAGCACCAUUGGCUUGUAGGGAGGUGUGCGGGUGGGCAGACACAGUGGCGAUAAAGUGUAGUCCAUAGCAAGCUUUUUCAAGAGCAAGUUGCUAGUCCUCAAGGAGCUUGAAAGCAUGCCUAAUGAAAGGAGGAAAUGCUGUAGACUGGAGGGAGGGUUGCAUGUGUUGUUUCAGGUGCCUGCAGAUCUCCUCCUUUACAAGAAACAUAAAUUGUGGAAGUGUGCUCAACAUGCGGAACAGAUGCAGGUAGAAAGAGUUUCUUGACCUUUCCUUGGCCCAGAGCAUUAUUUGCAUUUAGUGCUGAGUAUAAGCAGCCUUAAAUGGCACUCCUGUGGACCUGUUCAGCUGUGUUAUUGGCAAGUUGCUGAGAAGGAGGUGGUGUUUUUAAUCAAAUGCUUAACGGAAGCCUAGGUUUUGCAGAUGAAGCUAGGAAGUGCUUCCAUCGCAAAAGAGCUGGCAGGUGCCCCCAGCUGUAGUAAAGACUAGUACCAACUUUCCCAAAUGCCUCAAUGCAGCACAGAUUUGCAUGCGCUUAAACUCACUGAGAUCGGUGUCCCCGACUGUGUUGCGUUGUGUGGCCUAGAGUUCCGACAGCUUUUCCUCUUUUUUUUGUGCGUUCAAGCUUGCUCACAAACCGCAGUAGCACAUGAGCACCUGGGGGGACAGCAGCAUUGGCCCAGGUUGUAACAGCAGAGGGCACAAAGGUCUGCCGCAAGUUACUUCUUUUAAUAUGUGCUGGGGAUUUAAAACAAAACGGCAGAUACAAGCUACCGCUACACAGAGCUUUCUCUCUCUCCCUGUAGAAGUCUCUUCUAAAACCCUCUCUGCAAGCCAACCACCCUGCCUUACAAACGGAACAAAAGAAUUAGCAACAUUUUUAUGUAUCACAAAAGUCAUCUAAAUAAAAGCAAGUUAUGACCAA